Cryptosporidium ubiquitum is the source of this 723-nucleotide messenger RNA. Its product is annotated as translation initiation factor IF-4E. The record is from RefSeq and is a predicted model, not a curated record. Bases 1 to 723 code for a protein of 240 amino acids. Gene Ontology annotation, molecular function: translation initiation factor activity; RNA 7-methylguanosine cap binding. NCBI's taxonomy places the organism in Eukaryota, Apicomplexa, Conoidasida, Eucoccidiorida, Cryptosporidiidae. The transcript has a single exon. Gene Ontology annotation, cellular component: eukaryotic translation initiation factor 4F complex. Gene Ontology annotation, biological process: translational initiation.
AUGACGGAGAAAGAAGCUGUUUCAAAGUAUUUAUCCUUUAAUGAGUCGAUAGAACCUAGCUUGACGCUCCCAACUGACUGUAAUGAAGUGGAGAUACCUGAUGAUUUAAUAUCUAGACCAUUACCAUUAUCUCACGAAUGGGUUGUAUGGGAACAAUUAAAUGUUGAGACAAGGAAAGAUUCCGAUUAUUCAAAUGCUACAAAGCCUGUGGCAAAGUUUUCAUCAGUUCAACAGUUUUGGUGGCUUUGGCAUCAUAUUCCUCAGCCUUCUGAGUUAUUAAAAGGUAAAAGAAUGAUUAGAGAAUCAUCAGACGGCUCAAAGAGUGUGGUUGAUGCUGUCAUUCUAUUCAAAGAAGGUAUUCAACCAAUGUGGGAAGAUCCUAUGAAUGCAACAGGCGGCCACAUUCAUUUUAGAGCAUGGCAAUCUUCGGUAGUUCCUGGAGAAUUGGAUACAAUGUGGAAUAAUUUGGUUUUGGCGGUUAUAGGAGGAAGUUUGAAAAAUUCUUCUAUUGUAAAUGGAAUCAGGUUGGUUGACAAACUUGGAGGCAACAAGGGUAACAUUAGAGUUGAGAUAUGGUUUUCAGACUUUUCUAAUCAAGCAGCUCACCAGGCACUCCUUAAAGAAAUUGAGACUUUAAUGAGCAGCUUAUUGGAUGGUUCGUCUUGCGAUCCUCCUCAUUUUGAAGUUAAAUCUCAUUCAAAGACUAAAUCUGAUGCUAAUUAA